Molecule: messenger RNA, 231 nt
Organism: Brenthis ino (lesser marbled fritillary)
Lineage: Eukaryota; Metazoa; Arthropoda; Insecta; Lepidoptera; Nymphalidae
Source: the annotation of a GenBank genome assembly
AUGCUGCCAAUUUGUAUAAACUACGCGCGCCUUGCUUUGCUAUCACCGCCCGGAGUCGGCCAUAACACGGGCACAAGGUCUUUGAGAGCGCCGGCGACGCCGCGAACAACGAAUGCUCUUUUGAAGUGUCGCAAACGGCGCUUGGGGCCCCCUGAGACCCUGCGCCUGUGUGCACCGUACACCGUGCACUAUAGGGCCGUUACGAACUGUGAACACAGCGGGCGGCUUAUG